AUGGACGCUGCUGCUGUUUGCAGCAAGGCUGCCGUCGCUGUGCACAACCAUGCGGACAAGGACACGUUUUUGCGAGAGGUUUACCCACUGGAUGAAAAGUAUUAUUUGCGGUCGUUAGGAGUAGACCCGCGUAAGGAUGCUGCAGAUAUUACCAAACAGUUCCCAACUCUGGCUGAUGACAUCAAUAUCCCUGCUUUCUUUGACAAGGAACAAAUUUUCUCCAGUGUUUUUCGAAUUAGCUCAGCAGGACUCCAGCUCUGGACACAUUAUGAUGUUAUGGAUAACCUCCUGAUCCAAGUAACCGGAAGUAAACAAGUGGUUCUCUUCAGCCCUCGAGAUGCACCAUAUUUAUACUUAACAGGUGAUAAAUCUGAGGUGUUGGACCUGGACACGCCUGAUUUAGAAAAAUAUCCACAAUUUGCUAAAGCCCAGCGUUAUGAAUGUCAAUUAGAGGCAGGCGAUGUGCUUUUCAUUCCAGCAUUGUGGUUUCAUAACACCGUGGCUAAAGUGUUUGGGGUGGGGGUGAAUGUUUUUUGGAAACACCUUCCAGCAGACUGCUACAAUAAAACAGACACGUAUGGGAACAAGGAUCCCAUAGCAGCCUCAAGAGCCAUGCAGAUAUUGGACCGAGCCCUAAAGACACUAGACGAACUACCUGACGAAUACAGAGACUUUUAUGCCCGUAGAAUGGUUCUACGGAUACAAAGCAAAUCAUACAGUAAACAUUAUAAAUAAUGUACGCAUUCCUUAACUACGUAGUAUUUUUUUUAAUGCACAGAUAUCAUAUUGUUGGCAGUGAAACAAUACAAUAAAACUUGUAUUUGAAUAAGGAAA
Molecule: messenger RNA, 834 nt
Organism: Amblyraja radiata (thorny skate)
Lineage: Eukaryota; Metazoa; Chordata; Chondrichthyes; Rajiformes; Rajidae
Gene: tyw5
Product: tRNA-yW synthesizing protein 5
Exons: 6
Coding region: 1-735 (244 amino acids)
Biological process (GO): wybutosine biosynthetic process
Molecular function (GO): tRNA binding
Source: RefSeq, a predicted model, not a curated record